This is a messenger RNA of Exophiala dermatitidis NIH/UT8656, 459 nucleotides long. RefSeq names its product DNA-directed RNA Polymerase II subunit F. The record is from RefSeq and is a predicted model, not a curated record. Gene Ontology annotation, biological process: DNA-templated transcription. The transcript is spliced from 4 exons. Gene Ontology annotation, cellular component: nucleus; RNA polymerase III complex; RNA polymerase I complex. NCBI's taxonomy places the organism in Eukaryota, Fungi, Ascomycota, Eurotiomycetes, Chaetothyriales, Herpotrichiellaceae. Gene Ontology annotation, molecular function: DNA binding; DNA-directed RNA polymerase activity. Bases 1 to 459 code for a protein of 152 amino acids.
AUGUCUGACUACGGUGAUGAGGGCGGCUACGGCCAAGACGAAGCCGAUGAGACCUUCUACGAGCCAGAAGAAACCGUCGAGGAGUUUGCCCCCGACGUCGAAAUCGAUGAGGCCGCGAUCGAGGACCGAGCAAAUGCGGAGGAUGGGGACGAGCGAACUGUGGUGACCGGUGAUCCGAACCAGAACGUUCAGAAGCCGUCAAGCGAUGCGGACAAGAAAAUCCCGGACGACAAGAGGAGCACUACUCCAUACAUGACAAAAUACGAGCGAGCGCGAGUUUUGGGUACGCGAGCUCUGCAGAUCAGCAUGAAUGCGCCCGUUCUGGUCGAUCUGGAAGGCGAGACCGACCCCUUACAGAUUGCGAUCAAGGAGUUGAACCAGAAGAAGAUUCCACUUGUGGUCCGCCGCUAUCUACCUGAUGGAUGGUACGAAGACUGGACUUGCGAAGAAUUGCUGUGA